Molecule: messenger RNA, 462 nt
Organism: Fusarium poae
Lineage: Eukaryota; Fungi; Ascomycota; Sordariomycetes; Hypocreales; Nectriaceae
Exons: 14
Coding region: 1-462 (153 amino acids)
Source: RefSeq, a predicted model, not a curated record
AUGACAAAACACCAAAAGAACAACAAGAAUAAGAAACCUAAGGCUCGGGCCUCCUCGGCCCCAUACGCUAAAGUGAUCAUCUGCAUCACGUGCCCCAUCGGGGCAACAACAACCGCUGCAACCGCAGCAGGAGGCCGCUCCGGCGGCAAAGAACAGCCACCAAAAGCCCCUGCCGGAUCUGUUGCUGAGGCCGAAAAGAAAGUUGCUCAUUUUAAUGAGUUUGUCCUUCAAAACAUGGCCAACAAAGCCACGGCCGAGGAAAACAUCAAGUUUGGUGUUCGGAAACUGGCCGACUGGACAGAGCGCCUGCAGGCGCGAUCUUCUGCCCCCCAGGGGCAAUCCGCUGUCGACGAAGCGCUGGCCAAAGAAAUGGCCGAAAGAGAGGCCGAAAAGGCCAAGAAGGAGAAGGAGAAGGAAGAAAAUGAGCAAUUUUUGUUUCUCCAAGAGCCCUGUCUCUCGUGA